Maniola jurtina (meadow brown) is the source of this 1574-nucleotide messenger RNA. It is a transcript of the gene nAChRa9, whose product is annotated as neuronal acetylcholine receptor subunit beta-3-like. Gene Ontology annotation, molecular function: extracellular ligand-gated monoatomic ion channel activity; transmembrane signaling receptor activity; neurotransmitter receptor activity. Gene Ontology annotation, cellular component: synapse; membrane; neuron projection. The coding region runs from base 94 to 1353 and encodes 419 amino acids. The record is from RefSeq and is a predicted model, not a curated record. NCBI's taxonomy places the organism in Eukaryota, Metazoa, Arthropoda, Insecta, Lepidoptera, Nymphalidae. The transcript has a single exon. Gene Ontology annotation, biological process: regulation of membrane potential; chemical synaptic transmission; nervous system process.
GGGCGGUGUACUGGAUCAAGUUUUGUGUAUCUGCAUUUGGUUGCCAAUGCAAUCAUUGACGCCUCUUUCAGUGUCUCUCAACACAUCGUGAGGAUGGCGCGUUACGGCGCUCUGCUCGCUUUACUGCUGUACCUUCGCAUACUCUCCUACGUUUGGAGCGACUGUCCACCUGACCGUGAGCAGCAAGAACAUGACGAGUUAAAAUUACACACCGAUUUAUUAUGUGCAUACAAAAGUGACAUGCGACCUGUGAAAGACCACAAAACUGCCGUGCUCGUCAAAGUGCGUUUGGCGUUGAAAUAUUUAUCCUUUGAUUCUUUAGAGGAAAUGGUCACAGUGCACAGUUGGGUAGCGCUAAAUUGGAACGAUCCGUUUCUAACUUGGAAGCCCAGUGAAUACGGUGAUAUAAACGAAAUCCAAAUCGAGAGUCACGAAAUAUGGACCCCAGGUUUGGCCCUGUUCAACGCAGACGCUACGGGGUAUUUAAGUGACUCGAUUUACACCACCUGCCUGGUCACUAGCACGGGAAAGGUAACUUGCGUGCCGCACCUCGCUCACACCGGAAUUUGUCGAACGUCACUAAGCAGAUGGCCGUAUGAUGUGCAAAAUUGUACGCUCUAUUUCGGUUCAUGGAUGCACACCGGAGAACAGAUAAAUUUUACGUUUUACAACGUAAGGCCGGUAGUGCUCGAGGAUUUUCAAAACGGCGCCGGUUGGAAACUUUUGAACGUCGCUAAUGAGCGUUUACCGGGAAAGUACAACAUAAACAGCACGUAUCCUAUGCUUAAAUACACGUUCAUGUUGCGUAGAGAAGCAGCUGGCCUUGCAGCUAUUGUUGUCGCGCCAUCGAUUGUUUUGGUACUGGUGACGCUAGCCGCUCUAUUGCUAGACGUUAAGGAUAACACGAGAUUAAUUCUCCUGUGUUUCAGUUUGUUCGGUCAUUUUACCAUGUUAAGUGAAAUAGGUUACGUGGUACCAAAACUGAGUGCAGAUACGCCGAUUAUUCUGCUGUUUGUGAGAGAUUCCCUGGUUAUCACCCUUACCGCUAUAUUAGUGACUAUGGUUCUGACGUCUUUACGAAAGCAAGUGUUGCCGGCACCGGCUUGGAUCAUGUCGCUCAAUAGACUAGUUAGUAUCGGACCAGGAAAAUAUAUUAUAUUUACAGAGUUCGAUCCGAGCGAUGCCACAGAAAGCAAGAUAGUGUCCGAAGAUUCGAGAUCCGAGGAGCAAAAUUCGCGUACAACCUCCGACUGGAUAAAAUUUGCUACCGUUCUGAAUAAUCUAACGUUUGUCGUAUCGCUCUUCGUUUAUUUGAUUUUAAUUUGCAUAUACAUACCCAGUGAUAAAAAGUAGUGCGUAUCGAACCGGGUCGGGAAAAACGAAAACCUAAGUUUCUGAAACUCCAGACCUAAUUGUAGUUUAAUUCGGCCUGACGCAGCAAAAAAAAAAGCUCUAUAAGAAUUAAGACUCAUUUCAAUGUUAUGUAUGUAUUGUUUUGUAAAAAAUGUUAUGUAAUAAUGUGCAAAAAUUACUUUAAUAAAGUAGAGCCCCUAAGAUGGGGUGUAAGAACUGUU